This is a messenger RNA of Salmo salar (Atlantic salmon), 2981 nucleotides long. RefSeq names its product inter-alpha-trypsin inhibitor heavy chain H3. The record is from RefSeq and is a predicted model, not a curated record. NCBI's taxonomy places the organism in Eukaryota, Metazoa, Chordata, Actinopteri, Salmoniformes, Salmonidae.
GUUUGCUGGCCAAUAAUAUCCUGUGCUCUUCUUUAAAAGGCUGGGUGUGUUUUGUGGGGCUUCAUUUCUGCGGAGAUCAUGAUGAAGGGAGCCUCUGUAGGAGUCGGCCUCCUUGGGCUGCUGCUGGCCUGCGUUACCACAGCACCAACCGAUAAGAACAGGGACUGGGACAUCUACAGCUUUCACAUCAACUCCACAGUGACCAGUCGCUAUGCAACCACUAUCAUCACCAGCCGGGUUGCCAAUCGGAUCGACCAGUCACAGGAAAUAGAAUUCCAUGUUAAGAUUCCCAAGAAUGCUUUCAUCAGUAAAUUCAAAAUGACCAUUGAGGGGCAGACGUAUGAUGGGGUUGUGAAACAGAAGGAGGAGGCUCAGCAGCAGUACACUCAGGCAGUGUCUCGUGGUCAAAGCGCUGGCAUAGUCAGUUCAGUGGGGAGGACCCUUGAGGAGUUUAAGACAUCUGUGACUGUGGCCGCGCUCAGUAAGGUGACCUUUGAACUGACCUAUGAGGAGCUGCUGAAACGCCGAAUGGGCAAGUACGAGUUGCUGAUCCAUGCUCGACCCAUGCAACCUGUUGCUGACUUCAAGAUUGAUGUGUACAUCAAUGAGCGACCAGGCAUUCACUUCCUGGAGAUAACAGGAGGGCUGAGCACCAAAGCACUGGCAAAUGCCAUCACCAAAACACAUGCUUCUAGUGAGGCCUGGGUACAUUUCUACCCCAGCAAGGAGCUGCAGAGCCAGUGUGAAAGCUGUGGAGAGCAGGGCCUGAAUGGAGACCUGGUCAUCACCUAUGACGUCCACAGGAAAACAUCCAUGGGAGAUCUCAAUGAGUCAGAGGGGUAUUUUGUCCACCACUUUGCCCCCAGUGACCUACCACGCAUUCCAAAGAAUUUGGUCUUCAUCAUCGAUCGGAGUGGCUCCAUGCGUGGCAGGAAAAUGGAGCAGACCCGUGAGGCCUUGUUGAAGAUCCUGGGAGACCUGGCAGAGGACGACCACUUUGGCCUGAUCACGUUCGACAGCUCAGUGUCUACCUGGAGGAAGGAGCUGCUGCCGGCCAACCAGGACAACCUGGAGGCUGCCAAGAGCUUCGCACGAAACAUCCAUGAAAGAGGAGCCACCGACAUCAAUGCUGCUGUGUUGGAGGGCACAGCCAUGCUGAACCGACACCCACAAGAGGGCUCAUUCUCCCUUCUUAUACUGCUCACUGAUGGAGACCCAACCACAGGUGAGACCAACCUGAAAAAGAUCCAUAAGAACAUAAAGGAGGCUAUUGGUAAGAAAUUCCCCCUUUACUGUCUCGGCUUUGGAAUGGAUGUCAACUUUGACUUCCUGGAGAAGAUGGCGCUGGAGAACAGUGGUGUGGGACGCAGAAUAUAUACGGACUCUGAUGCUGCUCUGCAGCUGCAGGGCUUUUAUGAAGAGGUGGCUACACCCCUAUUGACGGACGUGCAGAUGAUAUAUCUGGGUGGGGCUAACCUGACCCAAACCAACUUCAGCCAGUAUUACAACGGCUCCGAGAUCGUUGUGGCUGGCCAGAUCCCCGACAACAACAUAGAGAUGUUUACAGCAGAAGUCAUAGCCAUAUCGAAAAGCAAUAGGGUGAUGUACUCUGACACAUUACCAAAGGAGGAGCCCAUUGAAGCCAGGUCUGACAGCCACAUCCAGAGGCUGUGGGCCUACCUCACUGUAAAGCAGCUCCUGGACAAAGAGGUGCAGUUGAGCGGGAAGGAAAAGGAGAAAGUGAAGAAGGAAGCCCUGGAUCUUUGUAUGAAGUACAGCUUUGUGACUCCUUUCACCUCAAUGGUGGUCACCAAGCCCCAGGGAGAGGACUCACAGGUGGCCCACAAGCCCAAGGAGGGGGAGAAACCGAUACGAUCUAGUCAAGUCGUCUCCGGGUCAAGAUUACAAGGCUUGAAAGACCAAGUCAACAGCCACCCUGUGAUGGCAGUCCAAGACGCUUAUGCUGGUCCUUCCCCAAAACAAGGACUAAGAGAAAAUGCUCCGCAAAGGGGAGAAAGAGGAAAAGGAAUCAUGUCAAGAGUCGGCUCAAUGCGUCGUACUAAUGACCAUGCUGUACAGAAGUCAUUUCCUGACUUUGCCAUGGCUUUUCUUGAUUUUAAUGAUCCUCCGCGAGCUCACGCAACUAAAACUACAAUGAGAACUACAACUACAACCGUGAGUCCUCUCCGGAGGUUCCUGUUGCCCGCUGAGGGUCAGGCUCUGCCACUGUGCUAUGACAUUCCUGUGGCUCUCUCUCUCAGACUCCUACUAGACCCCAACAAUGAGUUGUCUAUGAAUGGUCAGCUUGGUCAAUCAGCCAGUGCAGGCUACCGGAAGAUUGUGAUCCAUUACAGAAGCGAUCAACAUAUUGAGUUAGACACUACUGGCAUCACCUUCAACGAUGAGCAGAAUACAACAUACUUCUCCUGGAGCCCUAAAAUCAACCACAAAACAGACAGUGUGUCUCUGAUCCUAAGGGACAAGGAGAUGGAUGUCAACAUAGCGUCAACACGGGUCGUCAUCAUGCUCUACAAGAGGAAUGGAAUCACGUUCCUGUGGCCCGUCCUGAGGCAGCGCCCGACAGGAGACAACAUUAUCGGGAUCAUGGCUCAUCCACCUGUUGCCUAUGAGGAGGUCCAGGGAAUAACAAUGAAACUUAAGAUUCAGGACAAAGAAGUCGACGUCUCCAGGGACUCUGCUGUGGAUCUCAGUGUUCGCUCUACUCCCACCGUGGCAUGCUGGUUGAUGCCUCUUCAGUCUGCCCUACAGGGGGAGCUAGCUGACUUCACCGUCACACAACUCUAACUGACCGUGUAGUUGCUCCUCCACCGCCAACUCAUAAACGUUUAACAUACAAUAAUUAUGUUCCAGAAUUAAGCAGAGCAACCAUUAAGACUGAGGUUUCUAGGAGUUCACAUAGUAACACAACUCAAAUCUCCUGUGACAAAUUCAUUGUACAAUAAAUAUCAUGUUUGGGAACA